CAUUGUUUAUGUUUUUCAUUUUUCGCAACAAUGAUGCAAAGAUUUCCAACGCAGGCGACCGUGGAGAAUCCACGUUAUGGACAGCUGAUCAUAGGACCUCCUGGUUCUGGGAAAACCACGUAUUGCGCCGAGGCCCUUAAAUUCUAUCGCGAACUGGGCCGUCAGGUGGGCGUGGUGAACCUGGAUCCAGCCAACGAAAACAUGUCCUACGAACCGGUGCUCAGUGUGAUGGAGCUAAUCACUGUGGAGGAUUGCAUGGAGCACCUUAAGCUCGGACCAAAUGGAGCUUUGAUGCACUGCGCCGAGUAUCUGGCCGAUCAUCUGGAGGAUUGGCUGUUGCCGGCACUGCGCAAACUGGGCGCCACCCACAACUACUUCCUAUUUGACUGUCCCGGGCAAAUUGAGCUAUAUACCCAUCACACCGCCAUGGCACGAGUUUUCGAGCGCUUGGAGCGUGAGAGAUAUAGCCUGGUCACCGUUAACCUCAUAGAUUCGCACUACUGCUCGGAGCCAGCCAAAUUCAUUGCCACUUUGCUGAUGGCUUUGAACACCAUGUUGCGGAUGAGUCUACCCCACGUUAAUGUGCUUUCCAAGGCCGAUCUGCUAAAGAAACACGAGACCAAGUUGCACUUCAAUGUAGACUUCUAUACGGACGUCCUGGACCUCAAGUAUCUGCUGGACAAACUGGACGACGAUCCCGCCAUGCGCAAGUACCACAAGCUGAAUGCAGCCAUCUGCUCCAUGGUGGAAGAUUACGCCCUUGUCUCAUUCCAACUGCUGGACGUCUUCAGCACGGACAGCAUGCUCCGCUUGCGCAAUCACAUUGACAAGGCUAAUGGAUACGUCUACAAGGCAGGAGAGGAGCAGACUGUCAACUCACUACUAGCCUGCGCCGUGGGUGCGGAAUCUGAGGCCGCUCGCAUGGAGCAUGAUGUCCAGCCCUAUAUGGAAUAAAAGCACUUGGAGUAUCAAUGAAUAGCCUGUGAUAAGACUGCCUGCAAAGGAAAACAUGCGUUUGAUAAAUAUAAAUAAGCAGCCAAGUGCUUUAUAUGUAGCUCUAGAUUUUAGCAUUCAUAUUAUUUAUUAAAAGGUUU
Messenger RNA from Drosophila teissieri, 1094 nucleotides. RefSeq names its product GPN-loop GTPase 2. Gene Ontology annotation, molecular function: GTPase activity. The transcript has a single exon. Bases 31 to 954 code for a protein of 307 amino acids. The record is from RefSeq and is a predicted model, not a curated record. NCBI's taxonomy places the organism in Eukaryota, Metazoa, Arthropoda, Insecta, Diptera, Drosophilidae. Gene Ontology annotation, cellular component: cytoplasm.